AUAUCUAAUUCUGAAAGACAAAACACAGAGCCACAAACCUGGAUAGGAUCAUAGGAAGGGAGACGAACAUUUCCCGUCUACUAUCUGGCAUCAUGGCGGAUGAUGGCAUGCUCUUGAACUUCAAUUUGGGUGAUGGUAUCAUUAAAACCCAGCAAAAGUUCAAAGGUGGGACAUGGAAAGAUCGCCUUUCAGUAAAGAAAAUCGCCCUUCACCGUCAAAAUAAAUCCAAAUUUCCCAACUCCGAAGACCAAGAUCAUGCCGGGCGGAAAGAUAGAACAGGGAACCCGAAUAGAGUUGAAAUACCAUCCCCUCGACCAGCCAAACGGCAGAGGGUCGAUGACGAUUUUAAACCGUCUUCGUUGUCGUCGUAUCGCGUUAGCGGGCACACCCCUACUUCUACGAACGUCGGCAGCAGCAAUAACAGGGGGAAUACUCAAGGCAACCAAGCUCGCAAGAACCAGAAUCAACCGCGUGAGAUCAUCUCCUCCCUUUUCUCCUUCAACCCCGCGCCUCUUUCUGCCAUCGAGCCACCGAAAACAGACGAAGGCGCCGAGCCUUCUAAACCCUCAAAUGCGCCCCUCAUCGAUGGAAUUGAUACCUUCACAUCCUUGGGAUUAUCCCCGAUGCUUGCAGCGCACCUGAUGACAAAGCUUGAAUUUAAGGCUCCGACGGCCGUUCAGAAAAGCGCCAUAUCGCAGCUGUUGAAGGAAGAAUGCGAUGCGUUCAUCCAGGCCCAAACCGGAUCGGGAAAAACAUUGGCAUAUCUGCUUCCUCUAGUUCAGCGACUGAUUAACUUGUCAAGCACCAACGGGAAGGCUUUUGAGCGGACGAGCGAUGGUUCGGAUAACGCUGCUGUUCAUCGAGAUUCGGGACUUUUUGCUAUCAUCCUUGCUCCUACGAGAGAGCUAUGCAAACAAAUAUCCGUUGUGUUAGAGCAAUUGUUACGGUGUGCGCAUUGGAUCGUUGCAGGCACGGUUAUUGGUGGGGAGAAGAAAAAAUCCGAAAAGGCAAGGUUGAGGAAGGGGUUGAAUAUUCUUGUGGCUACGCCUGGUCGUUUGGCUGAUCAUUUGGAGAAUACCAAGGUGUUGGAUGUUAGUAAUGUCAGGUGGCUAGUCCUUGAUGAGGGGGAUCGGCUUAUGGAUUUGGGCUUUGAGGAGGAGAUUCAGGGGAUUGUGAAAAGGUUAGAUGAGAGACAGAAAUCAAAGGGAAUCUCGGGAUUGCCUGCCAAGCGAGUUACAAUAUUGUGUUCUGCGACUUUGAAAAUGAAUGUGCAGCGGCUAGGGGAGAUAAGUCUCAAAGACGCUGUGCAUGUCCAAGCUGACCCGGAUGACGAGGACGACGAAACGAAGACGAAUAAUACUGGUACCAACUCCGAGUUUUCGGUCCCUGCACAACUUAAACAAUCGUACGCAGUGGUUGCUGCGAAGCUACGACUCGUUACUCUUACGGCGUUGAUGAAACGAACAUUUGCCAGGAAAGGCUCUGUUAUGAAAGCAAUAAUUUUCGUUUCUUGUGCGGACUCCGUGGACUUCCACUUCGAAGCUUUCUCCAGGCAAGAUUCAGACAACAAAAGCGGAGGGAAAGAGCUCAAAAAUACCGAAGCUUUGCUUCCCACCAAACCAGCAUCCAUCCAUGGAACAGUUGCGCAAGCAACAGCCUUCUCGAACCCUACUAAUCCAGUCACGAUCUAUAAACUUCAUGGCUCACUUCCUCAACAUGUCAGAACUUCAACUCUCUCUGCCUUCUCCCGCCAGGGUGAAGCAGCUGUUCUGAUCUGCACUGAUGUCGCAGCUCGUGGCCUUGACCUACCAAACGUCGACUUUGUAGUCGAGUAUGAUCCUGCCUUUAGCUCAGAUGACCAUCUCCACCGAAUCGGCCGAACUGCAAGAUUAGGACGCGACGGCAGAGCCCACAUAUUCCUCCUUCCCGGCAACGAAGAGAAAUACGUCGAAAUUCUAAAACGCGGCUAUCGAGACGGCGGCACUAAAAUUUCCUGCAUAGAUGUGAACGAGUCGUUGAAGCGUGGCUUUGGAGGGAACACCGAAUCGACGAGUAAGGGCUGGGAGGAGAAGGCAACAGAGUGGCAACUUGACAUUGAGCGCUGGGCGCUUGAAAACCCGACCAUCCUCGAGAUGGCCAGACGAGCCUACCAGUCUCAUAUCCGCGCUUAUGCCACGCAUAUUGCUAGCGAACGAGAUAUGUUUAACAUCAAGGAUCUCCAUUUAGGCCAUUUGGCCAAGAGCUUUGCGCUGCGCGAUAGACCCGCUAAGAUCAAUGUUCCUGGCCUUCGACCCCGUAAAGAAGAUACGAAGAAGGAAUUCAAGGCUGAUAGGAAGGGAGCUAGGGAUGGUGCCCAGGCCACCAAGGACACGAAUACCUCUGAUGCCGCACGUAAAAUGCGGGCGAAGAUGAAGGAACAUAUGGCAGGGGCAAAUGAAUUUAAUAUCGCGUAAAAUAAUAACUAAUGUCGGUUUCUAGCGUUAGGGAGCCGUAAUGCCUUUUUUUUUAUCGUAAAAGAUUAAAAUAGAAGAAAAAUAAAACUUGCAUAAAAUUCAAUAAAUAUCCCAAAGUGAUAUCUUCCCGUCUUUCGAUCCGGCCGCAAGCCAAUGUGUAAAUUGCGCCUUCUUGCU
Molecule: messenger RNA, 2630 nt
Organism: Blastomyces dermatitidis ER-3
Lineage: Eukaryota; Fungi; Ascomycota; Eurotiomycetes; Onygenales; Ajellomycetaceae
Product: ATP-dependent RNA helicase DBP7
Exons: 1
Coding region: 93-2453 (786 amino acids)
Biological process (GO): ribosome biogenesis
Cellular component (GO): nucleus
Molecular function (GO): RNA helicase activity; nucleic acid binding; ATP binding
Source: RefSeq, a predicted model, not a curated record